Messenger RNA from Trichoderma harzianum CBS 226.95, 992 nucleotides. RefSeq lists its product as hypothetical. The record is from RefSeq and is a predicted model, not a curated record. The transcript has a single exon. The coding region runs from base 153 to 689 and encodes 178 amino acids. NCBI's taxonomy places the organism in Eukaryota, Fungi, Ascomycota, Sordariomycetes, Hypocreales, Hypocreaceae.
CAAGGCUCUCUCUCCUGGCCGCUGAUCGCUUUGGACCCGGCACUAGCACCUGAACGUACCGAUGGAUACAAUGGGAUCGUCAGCAUCUGGUCCCUUUUCGCAGACCAGAACCAGACCCCGGUUUUUCCAUUGAGGACAUUAAGUCGCUUCCGAUGCGAUGCCAAAAGGCCUCAGCGAUGGACCCCGAUAUGGCGCAUACGAGGGCUACGGGUUACGGGCUCUACGAGUGCCAGACUCCGACCCCAGACCAAACACAUCCACCCAUAUUGAACAUCAGGUCUAUGGAUGCUGGAACCGUCAAUGGAUUCGCUCACCCUGGCUCACCGUGUGCGCCUGUCAGGUACCUACGGUAUCACCGUAUGGAGAGGAUUGGGUGCAUCGUGGAUAUUAGUCUUUUGGGCAUGUUCCCUCGUCCACUUCUUCAACAGCCAAGGCGGAUCCUGAUGGCUGAGAUCAAAAACCAAUUUGUUUGCGACUUCGUGUCACCAGCAAUUCCACAGCACUUGAGGAAAAGAAAGCCCAAGUCAAGUUUGCCCCCCCGAGACGCAGGACAGGACGCUGUGCUCAUGCCGCGGAAAGGUGCCCUGCAUAUCGAUGCUCUGCUGCUACUGCUAGCUAAACUCGAGUGCAACUCUUGGAUCGGUGCUAGCAGGGGGCAGGCUUGGAAUCUUGUUGAUGAUGGUGUUUGACCAGGAAGCUGGCCAUCGUCGCUCGCUCGCUCGCUUGCUCGCACGGCAUGGGGUUUGAAGAAACGCGGAGGGCCAGCACACCCACCUCUACUCUAAAUCGUGGAUGCUCAAAUGCUCUGUAAGCCAUUUCUGCGGUCGGGUGUUACUAGCUCGGUGAAGCUGCCAGACUGAAGGACUGACUGACGGCGAUGCGGCUAUGCGGCUCGCACCCGAUGCUCGCUGGGCAUCUUGCUAACUGAUGGAACGUAUCUAACCUACACCACGCCCAGCCAGUUGUGAUACUGAAGCCCCCAUCAUGGAUGC